Cydia fagiglandana is the source of this 498-nucleotide messenger RNA. RefSeq names its product protein FEV-like. The coding region runs from base 1 to 498 and encodes 165 amino acids. Gene Ontology annotation, molecular function: DNA-binding transcription factor activity, RNA polymerase II-specific; sequence-specific DNA binding. NCBI's taxonomy places the organism in Eukaryota, Metazoa, Arthropoda, Insecta, Lepidoptera, Tortricidae. Gene Ontology annotation, biological process: regulation of transcription by RNA polymerase II; cell differentiation. Gene Ontology annotation, cellular component: nucleus. The record is from RefSeq and is a predicted model, not a curated record. The transcript is spliced from 4 exons.
AUGCUGUGGCUUAGCGCUAGCGACCGCCGCUUACACCACCUAUACCAUGAUCCGUACGCGUCGCUGAGUUGUCGCGGCAGCGGGACUACUGCGGGCGGACAAGUGCAGCUCUGGCAGUUCCUGUUGGAUGAGCUGGCGCAGGGCGCACCAGGAAUCUGCUGGGAGGGUUCUCCAACGGACGGCGAGUUCCGGCUGAGCGACCCGGACGAGGUGGCCCGCCGCUGGGGCCGGCGCAAGCAGAAGCCCUCCAUGAACUACGACAAGCUGUCGAGGGCUCUGCGCUACUACUACGACAAGAACAUCAUGAGCAAGGUUCAUGGCAAGCGCUACGCCUACAAGUUCUGCUGGCGAGGGUUGGCAGCAGCAUGCCAGGCGCAGACGCCGGACGCGCCGUGGCCGUAUCUGGCGCCGCGGCUCGACCAGGCGCCACAGACGCCACAGGCGCCAUCCGCGCCGCACGCCUCCCACGCGCAAGUGCCCCAUCUACCGCCGCACUAG